UUAGUGUUUUUUCAGACACACAGCACAAGUGAGCGGGGCUAGAGACUCCCUCAACAACAAAAAAAGAGCGGUUUGUUGUGUCUCUUGCAGCCUUCCUUCUUCCAGGAGCUGGGGUGUGAAGCUGGGAGGGGUUCCUGGUAACGACUGGCUUCUGUUGAGUCUCAAAACAAAAUGGCCAUGAGAUGAUAAAGAAGGGAGAGAAGCUUUGUUUUACAACCCAGUGAUCAGACGACACAAAACUGAGCUUUUUUUGCUAUGGAUAUAUUCCUAUCAGAUGAAAGAUAUAAAGACCUGGAUCUUUUCUGUGUGUUGCAUGGAGGUAUCAAUUGGAGGAUCUAACAAGUUCUGAUUGGAAUUCCUGGGAUCCUUAAAGCCUUUUUGUUAUUAAUUUCAGCAAAAUACUUGUAGCUAUUUAAACCUAAAAGAAAUCUAUAGAUGGGGUGUAAUUAUAGCUGUGUGGCCCAUACACUGAGCAUAUAUAUGUGACUGCAGGAACAGCUGUUUGUAGCCACAAGAGCCUAUGUGUGAAAGAAGAAACAGCUGUCUACAUCUAAAAGUAUUCUGUAUAUGUGACUGUAGGAUUAGCUGACAGUACCCAAAGGAGCUUCUAUGGGAUUGCACCAAUAGAUAUGUUGUACCCAAGAAGAGCUUCAAUUUCUGAUACCAGGGAUAGCUAUGUUCAUUUACAAGGAGUUUCUAUGUGCAACUGCAGGAAUAGCUAUCUAAACCCAUACGGAGCUUAUAUAUAUAUGAGUGUGACACAUUGAGAAUAUAAAUCGCUGAAUUCCAAGGAACUUUUAAGACCUAUCUAUGGAACAGGGAUUUGCAAGGAUCCAUCUGUACAGAGGUUUUAUGUGAUCUUAAAGGAAGGACCCUCUGAAGAGCUUACCACAGUUUGUCACACAGAAUCUUUGCAUAAAUGGGUCCCGUCAUGCCUCCCAGUAAGAAGCCGGAGGGCCCAGGAAUUAGUGUUUCCAGUCAGUGUUACAGGAGCAGCGUGUUAUCGAAUCCACUUCACGAUGACGAUGACUUGGACUUUUCGCCACCCACUGUCAGAAUAAACAAGGAGAAAGGGGGUAUGGAAGACGAAGAAUUAACAAACUUAAACUGGUUGCACGAGAGCAAAAACUUGCUCAAAAGCUUUGGGGACACUGUUUUAAGGAGUGUUAGUCCCGUUCAGGACAUUGACGAUGACACCCCACCCUCACCUGCUCAGUCGGACAUGCCCUACGAUGCCAAGCAAAACCCAAACUGCAAACCUCCUUACUCUUUCAGCUGCCUCAUCUUUAUGGCUAUUGAAGACUCUCCUUCUAAGAGACUGCCAGUAAAGGAUAUUUAUAAUUGGAUCCUAGAACACUUUCCUUACUUUGCAAAUGCGCCUACUGGCUGGAAGAACUCCGUCAGGCAUAACCUGUCUUUGAAUAAGUGUUUUAAGAAAGUGGAUAAAGACAGAAGUCAGAGUAUUGGAAAAGGAUCCCUUUGGUGCAUAGACCCAGAAUACAGACAGAACCUGAUACAAGCCUUGAAAAAGACCCCCUAUCAUCCGUAUUCCCACGUCUUCAACACACCCCCCACCUCUCCUCAGGCAUAUCAAAGCACACCAGUCCCACCCCUGUGGCCAGGCAGCAACUUCUUCAAGAAAAAUGGGUCCCUCCUUCAAGAUCCGGACAUUGACGCUGCGUCUGCCAUGAUGCUUUUGACUUCUCCCCAUGCAGGUUUUUCCCCUGGAGUGAUACAAAAUGGAGCUCGUGUGCUGAGCAGAGGAAUUUUUCCAGGGGUUAGACCUUUGCCAAUUAAUCCUAUUGGAAGCAUGUCUGCCUCAGUAAGAAAUGGGAUAGCAAACUGCCGAAUGAGAACAGAGAGUGAACCGUCGUGUGGCUCUCCAGUAGUAAGCAGCGACCCCAAAGAGGACCAUAACUACAGCAGCGCCAAAUCCUCCAAUAAAAGAAGUUCUUCACCCAACAGUGACUCUGUAUCAACGUCCUCCGCUGAUGACCAUUAUGAAUUUGCAGCCAAAGUCUGCCGAGCUGGCAGUGACACCAGUCUCCAGAGUCACGAGAGUUAUAGUGAGACAGAAGAGGAGGAUAAGAAACUAGUCAAAAAGGAGACAAAGGAUUCCUUAGCUGACAGUGGCUAUUCCUCACAGCACAAGAAAAAGCAACACUUGCUCAAAGUACGUAGAAUCCCCAGUGAUGCUCUACCACUGAAAAAGAGACGUACAGAAAAGCCGCCAGAGAGCGACGAUGAAGAGAUGAAAGAGGCAGCCGGUUCCCUCCUGCACUUGGCAGGAAUCCGCUCUUGCUUGAAUAACAUCACCAAUCGGACGGCUAAAGGGCAGAAAGAUCAGAAAGAUAAAGAUACAACAAAAAAUUAAAGCAAAUCAUUGAUUUGUGUGGACCUUGAAACCUUUUCUUUCAGCACGUCAGGUGAAUUUAAUGAUUUUGUGGCAAUAUCAACAUUUUUUCCCCUUUUUUUAUUUUAUUAUUUUUUUAAUUAUAAUUAUUUUUUUUGGACCCUUAAAAUGUUUUAUUUUUUAAAGGAGAUUAAAGCCAUAGAACUCA
Molecule: messenger RNA, 2561 nt
Organism: Bombina bombina (fire-bellied toad)
Lineage: Eukaryota; Metazoa; Chordata; Amphibia; Anura; Bombinatoridae
Gene: FOXN3
Product: forkhead box N3
Exons: 7
Coding region: 920-2374 (484 amino acids)
Biological process (GO): regulation of DNA-templated transcription
Cellular component (GO): nucleus
Molecular function (GO): cis-regulatory region sequence-specific DNA binding; DNA-binding transcription factor activity
Source: RefSeq, a predicted model, not a curated record